This is a messenger RNA of Microsporum canis CBS 113480, 744 nucleotides long. RefSeq lists its product as uncharacterized. Bases 1 to 744 code for a protein of 247 amino acids. Lineage: Eukaryota; Fungi; Ascomycota; Eurotiomycetes; Onygenales; Arthrodermataceae. The transcript is spliced from 3 exons. The record is from RefSeq and is a predicted model, not a curated record.
AUGUCGGCACUAGAAUACAUAACUAGCGACUAUUCGAUGGGCAUAUUGAAACGGAAACUAGGAGUUGACAGUUUAGAAGAACGAAGAAUACGAUUGCAGCCCCCGGUACGCGAUUUUGAAACGACCAACGAGUAUUACCAGCGCAGUAACCCUACGGCAAUAAUACCUCUUUCGCCGGUAGUGAGAAGUUUCAGCGCUCGAUACAAUGACCUACAAAUUCAAAACAAUAAAUUGACUGAAACAAAUCGCAUACUAGAGGAACAACAUCAGACCGUUCUCGAUAACAACCAAAUCUUUCUUGAGAAAAUAUCAGCUCUAGAGAGAGACAAAAAAAUCUACUUACAACAAAAGGCAAAUCUCUUCAUAGGAAAUAUGUUGAUAGAACUUGUGAAGAAAAUAUCGCCAAAGGAUACACCAGCAAGUUCUAAAAAGACGCCCCAGGUAGAUAACCACGACUUCUCUACCCACAGACUUAGCCAGCGAGCUGCGGACUUGAAGGGAAAAGACUUUAGGAAAUUCAAUAUCCAGAGCAAAUAUUGGAAGACAAUUCGAAAUUUGAAGAAGUACGUCGUUACCCACAAUACUCAUGCUUAUGAAUCCUAUGAAGAAUUUGCUAGGGUCCUUAAGGACCCCUGCAUGGAGUCCUAUUACAUCGAGUGGAGUGGUUUAUUCCACGCUACUUAUGAGGAAACCGUGGAAAGCGUUGUCGAGAGAUGUGGUCAGCUGUUUGUACUAGAAAAGUGA